UCCUCCUCUUCUUGCAUUCAUCUCCGGGGAAGCUGCAGCAGCAGGACCCGCUCGCUCCUCUGGCGCCUUCCUUUCCCCGGACUUCGCCAAACCCGGGAGCGCGCCACGGGCUCCUGUGCAGCCGGCGGGGGCGAGGAUGGGACCCUGAGAGGCGAGCAAAGAGCAAAAAUACAUUCUGGAGGAGCCGUUUGCCAGGAACCAGCUGAGGAUAAUUGCUGGACGUGUAGAGGAAACCCACCACAAUGAAGCACUUCCUGAGAAUGUUUGUCCAGGUCUGCCUGUACUUCUAUUGCAAGUGUUUGUGGCGCUGCUUGAAGUUCGUGGUGAGGAAACUGACUGGACGAUGUGAGUUGCAAAGGAUCUGCUACAACACAAAGCCUGGGGCUGGCAGAACUAUGAAAAUCGAAACAUCGCUAAGAAGUUCAAAAAAUAAGGUGCUCCAAAAUGCAGUAAGCGUUCAUCCAGAUGCUAUUGAGAAAACUAUAGACACCAUCAUGGAACUGAAAAAAAUUAACCCAGAUGUAAACCCACAGCUUGGUGUAUCUCUGCAAGGCUGCCUCCUACAGAUUGUAGGAUAUAGGAAUUUGAUUGCACAGGUUGAAAAGCUGCGCAGAGAGCCCUAUGACUCCGAAGAUCCCCAGCAUGAAGAAAUGCUGCUGAAGCUAUGGAAAUGCUUGAAACCCGAUUCCCCAUUGGAAGCUCGUAUUUCCAAGCAAUGGUGUGAAAUUGGUUUCCAAGGUGAUGAUCCUAAAACAGACUUUAGAGGAAUGGGCCUCCUAGGGUUAUAUAACCUGCUAUUCUUUGCCGAGCGGGAUGCUGCUGCAGCUCAGCAAAUCCUCUCCGACUCCCUUCAACCCAAAUACAGGGAGGUCUCUAAAGAGGAGCUAAGCAAAUUCACUAAGGCUGAGUGGGAGAAGAAAAAGUUUGAUAAAGCUAUUGGAUAUUCUUUUGCGAUUGUCGGGAUUAAUAUUACAGACCUUGCAUACAACCUGCUUGUGAGUGGUGCUCUAAAAACACACUUCUACAACGUUGCUCCAGAAGCUCCGACGUUAUCCCAUUUCCAGCAAACAUUCUGCUAUUUGAUGCAUGAAUUCCAUAAAUUCUGGAUUGAAGAGGAUCCCCUGGACAUCAUGGAGUUCAACCGUGUGCGAGAGAAAUUCCACAAGCGAAUCAUCAAACAGCUCCAAAAUCCGAACAUGGCCCUGUGCCCUCACUUUGCUGCCUCAGAGAGCCUCAUCAACCUGUAGCCAUUGACUUGGUCUGUUUUUGGAAACACUGCCUCAUUCUUGUGUUAUGCCACUAUCUAGAGAUAAAUCGCUAAUGUAUUGAAUGACCAUAGCGAUUGUAUGCAUGCCUCUUGGUGCAGUAUUCAUUUCCCCCUCUCUCUCUUUCUGGCAUCUCCUCCCACCAUCCUCUUUGAGGAGCUUUGCCAUAAAAACAGAGAGCCCAUAUUGCAGCCUUUUGCAGUGUUAAAAACAUCCUGAAUCAAUGUCCCAUAUGAAGAAGUUUUUUCUAUUUUUUUAGACUUCUACUCACACACACACAAACAUAUAUAUACACGCACACACAUAUAUGCACACACAUACUCUCUUCCCUUGUCACCAUAAUUCAGCCUUUAAUUAAAGAACUCUAUUUCCGUAUCUGUGGGCUUGUUCUUUUUGGUAUAUGUGGAAUAUUUGAGUUGAAAACUUGUAUUGUGGAAGCCUUUUAACUUAACUGAUUUUGUUUUAUGGGAAGUAAUGACCUUUUUUUUUUUUUACAGUGGGCACAAUCCAGCUGAUGUGGUGCAUUUUUAGAUCCUAUUGACCUGAAUGGCAUGUGCUUUAAAACCCACUCCAGCAAAAGCCAAUGGGACUCUGGCUGGAUGGUGCCCUGGGUUUGUACAUUACUUAGAAGACAGUGUAUUGUGACGUAAGCCUAGUUUAGGCAGAAUGCAUACAAAGAUCUCUUUCCUCAUGCAACCAUGCAUGCUUCAUUGGAAAAAUCGGCAAGAUUUAUGAUGCAAAUGUGGGAGUAGUUUUAAGCAAUUGAGACUGACUGCGGGAUCAUGAGUGUAGAGUGAGUUUGGAGGCAUUGGCUGCAUUGAUAGCAAAGACCAAACCCAACCUCCUUCUACCCUGGUUAGCAUCCAAGCAGGGUGUUGCUGUCUCAGAAGUCUGCACUGGAACAUAAUCGCCUAUUUAUAUCAUCACAACAAAACAUGAGUCACAAUACUUAGAAAAUGCAAGGUUAGUGGUUUGUGCUUCUGCAUGUCCAAAUGUGACAUGAAUUGAUUGUGCGUUGGGAAUCUACGUUUUCUUCAUUUUUGAAAUACUGAAUUUUAAAAUGUCACUCUUUUGCUAGAGGAGAACUGAGAGGAAUACGUUAACAAAGAGGCAUGAAGAAAAUGAAAUAACUGGUUGUGUAACAUUGAACGAAGUGCUGGUUAUUGAGCAUUGGAUGUGAGAUCCAUUCACAUGCUGUGUGGGACUUUGCCAUGUAGACCCCAUAAAGAUGAUGGGUAGAUGUAUUUAUGUGCAACCAUGCUCAUGCACACAAUUCCUUUUUUAAUGGGCCUGCAGGCGUUUGCACCCAGCACUUCUGACAUCAUGUGUAGUCUUUCAUACUGUAAAAUUUACCAUGGCAUUUCAUACCCAUGGUAUUUUUUUUACCUUCUGACUAUUAUAGGUAGUUUGUGAAGUUGCUUGCAUAGCAGGAUUGAAUCUGAGGUAUUGCCUAACUAUUUGUGGAUUAUAUGAAUAAAUUACAUCACUCCAG
Anolis carolinensis (green anole) is the source of this 2757-nucleotide messenger RNA. It is a transcript of the gene elmod1, whose product is annotated as ELMO domain containing 1. Gene Ontology annotation, molecular function: GTPase activator activity. Bases 243 to 1247 code for a protein of 334 amino acids. NCBI's taxonomy places the organism in Eukaryota, Metazoa, Chordata, Lepidosauria, Squamata, Anolidae. The transcript is spliced from 12 exons. The record is from RefSeq and is a predicted model, not a curated record.